Molecule: messenger RNA, 518 nt
Organism: Myzus persicae (green peach aphid)
Lineage: Eukaryota; Metazoa; Arthropoda; Insecta; Hemiptera; Aphididae
Exons: 4
Coding region: 1-414 (137 amino acids)
Source: RefSeq, a predicted model, not a curated record
AUGUUACUGCAAGUAUUUGUUUUGUCGUAUUCGAUCAUUUUACUUUGGUUCAUUUUUUUAAUGAGUUUUUAUGAAGAAGAUUUUACGGAAUCUAUGGCUGUGAUAACGUUGAAAGCUGGUUUUGCAAUACCUUUUUGUAUUUAUCAAAUGUAUAUAUCUUGUCAUAUGUUUGAAACCUUACACAUCAAAAAAGAUUCUAUAAUAUUUGCGUUGUAUAGUUGCAAUUGGACAGAAAUGGACAUGAAAUGUAAAAAAUUGAUUUUGUUAACAAUGAGAAUGAAUAAUGCGCACCACCAAAAAUUACAAUAUACGAGGACAAGAAUUAUUAACAUGGAAAUAUUUUAUCAUACUAUGCGUGUUUGUUACACAAUUAUAAAUGUGUUACAAAAUUGUAAAAAAGCAAAAUUGUUUUAACAAUAUCAAGUUUAAAUGUUGGGUAUGUUACUUUAACAAUUAAUAUCGUUGUUAGUCUUAAACCUUAGUUAGUAAUUAUGUUCAUUCAUAAUGUAUAACUUUAA